UUAAGUCUCCUCAUCUCUCCCCUUUGUUGCUUUUCUGACUGGAAACAGUUUCUUCUUUCUAGCUGGUUUCAUCAAUGGCAUCAACAGAUCGUCGGUGGAAGUAUGACGUUUAUUUGAGUUUCGACUAUGGAGAUACUGGAAGGGGUUUUGCAGAUUUAUGUGAUCGGCUGAAAGAAAAGGGAAUCGAAACAUUUAUGCCUGAGAUACGUAUGGAACUUUCCCAAAUUUACUCUACUGGGAAAUUAUGUUUCUCAGUCCCCUCUACUAUCCUAACGGCAAUUGAAGAAUCAAGGUUUGCAAUCGUUGGUCUAUCCCGAAAUUAUGCUUCUUCUAGCUGGUGCUUGGAAGAACUCGCCAAGAUUUGUGAGUGUAUGAUCCCGGACAAAGACCGCGGAAUCCUUCCAGUUUUCUAUGACAUCGAUCUUUCUGAUGUGAGAUAUCAGAGGGGGAGUUUCGGUGAAGAUUUUGAUCGCCAUGAAAGGUCUGGGCUAUUCGAAUCGGAUAAGAUCCAGCAGUGGAGAGAUGUUUUAAUUGAAGUGGGGAAUCUGUCCGGCUGGGAAUCAAGGGAUUAUUGGAGCGAGUUAGAACUUGGGAAACUCAUUGUGGACGAAGUGUGCAGUAGAUUACAACCUAUUGAAACUAAUAAGGGAGAUUUUGAGGCAAUUAAAUCAACAAAGCGAGCAGCUAUUGAAGAUGAGCCUAAAGUAUGGGAGUCAAAUGAAAACGUUGAAAUAAGAAGACCAGACACUGUCGAACUUGAGCCUACAAUGCUAGAUUUCAUUGAAGAUUUUGAGGCAACAACACAAGCUGCCAAUAGGAACUCUGAAUCAGAAUCAGCCGGUCAGUGGAAGCAUGAUGUGUUUUUAAGUUUUAAGGGUGAAGAUACUCGCAGGGGUUUCCUGUCCCAUUUAUACCGUGAACUGCAAAACACGAAAACAAUUAGAACGUUUAAGGAUGAUGAACAACUUACGAAGGGGAAGGAUAUUUCUCAAAGUUUAAUGAAGGCAAUUGAGGAAUCAAGGUUUGCAAUCAUUGUUCUGUCGGAGAAGUAUGCUUUCUCUACGUGGUGCUUAGAUGAACUUACAAAGAUUUUCCAAUGCAUGGAAGGCAAGGAUACUAUUCUGCCAAUUUUUUAUUAUGUCGAUCCCUCUGAUGUACGAUAUCAAAAUAAUAGUUAUGGAGUAGCCUUUGAAAAUCAUGAAAGCAAGGCAAGACAUGCCAUAGAAAAGGUGGAUCGCUGGAGAGCUGCUUUAAGGAAAGUGGGCAGUGUCUCUGGGUGGGAUCUAAAUAAAUACAAAUCGGAAAGCGAACUUAUUGUAGACAUCGUGGAGUUUGUGCUUAAGAAAGUACGUCAAGUAUCAAGGGGAGAUUUUGAAGAAUUUGAAGCAACAAGAGAAGCCAUGGCUGAGGUUCACAAGAAGCUGAAUGAUGAUGCAAUCACCGCCAUUGGGGUCUAUGGUAGAGGAGGCGUUGGCAAGACAGCCAUGGUGAAAUCUGUUGGUGCACUGGCCAAAAAGAUGGGGCUUUUUGAUCAUGUUGUUAUAUCCCUUAUAUCCCGAAACCCUGAUUUGCAAAAAAUUCAAGGGGAACUGGUAAAUCAGUUGGGAUUGGAAAUGGGGGAGAAUGAAGAAAUAGAAACAGCCAGUAGAUUGAAGGAGAGGAUCCUUUUUAUCUUGGAUGACAUUUGGGAGAAAUUAGAUUUGUCGAGCAUUGGAAUUCCUAGCUUUGACGAGCUUCAAAGAUGCAAUUCCAAGGUCCUACUCACCACGAGGAUCAUGGAGAUUAGUCAUUCUAUGAGGUGCCAAGCACAUAUUCCUCUCAAUGUCCUAUCAGAGGAAGAUUCUUUGAAGUUAUUCAUGAAGAAGUCGAGAAAGCCUUUUCAUGGAUCUGCCGAUGUGUAUAAUGAGGACAGGAACGUAGUUGGAACAUGCGGUGGUCUCCCAAGUGCAUUGGAAGAGGCUGCAAAGGCAUUUGGACAUAAAUAUGUGAAAGAAUGGACUGAAGCAGUUUCAAAGGCAUUUGGAGAUAACAAUGAUGAUUCGCAAAAGCCGGGUCAAGAAGUAAUCGCAUCUCAGUAUGUUCCCACUACGGAUGAGCGAGAUACAUUUAAAAAGAUAGAGUUGACCUAUCAUACCUUGAUGUUUGAUGAUGCAAAGUCAAUGUUCUUGCUUUGCUGCAUGUUUCCAGAAGAUUAUGACAUCCCAAUUGAAGAAUUGUUCAGGUAUAGUAUUGGAAAAGGUUUGCUUCAAUAUUCUGAUACAUUGCAAGAAGCUAGAGACAGAGCACAUUUUUUGAUCGCAUACCUUAAAGAUUCGGGGUUGCUUUUGGAUGGGAAAAAGGAAUGCAUAAAGAUGCAUUGUGACAUCCGAAAUGUAGCUAUGUCUAUUGUGUCUGAAGAAGGUGAUGUUUUCUUUGUGAAAGCUGGUUCUGAAUUGAAGGACUGGCCAAUGGAUGUUCAUCAAGGCUACUCAGCAAUCUCACUAAUGAGGAACGAGCUUAAGAAGCUUCCCGAUACUUUGGUAUGUUCCAAACUCCAAAUUUUAUUGCUGCAAAGAAAUCUUGGUAUAUCUGACAUUCCAGAAACUUUUUUUCAAAGUCCAAAUCCAUUAAGGGUCUUUGAUCUGAGCUAUACCGGUAUCGUAGUACUACCCUCUUCAUUUGAUCUCCUCACUAACCUCAAGGCCUUGUUUUUGGAUUCUUGCAAGAAAAUAACUGAUAUAUCUGUACUGGGGAAGCUGAAGAAAGUAGAGAUUCUUAGUUUGAGAAAAUUUCCUCAUAAGGAGUUGCCGAAAGAGAUAGGAAAUAUGACCAGUCUAAGGAUGCUGGACAUCACUGGUGGAUGUGUUCACAAAAUUCCAUCUAAGUUGAUAUCAAGGUUGUAUAGACUGGAAGAAUUGUACAUGAUAUGUGAAUUCGGGAACUGGGGAAGUCAAGUCAAGGAAUCAGUAGAACAAACAAAUGCCAACUUUGAUGAGAUAAUUGGCUUGUCCCGUUUGAGCAUUUUGAAGGUUUACAUAUCUGAUGCAGCUUGCUUACCCAAAGAUAUCGAGUACUUACCGAGCUGGAUAAAAUAUAAGAUAUGCAUCAGCAGGGAUCUCUCUUCAGAUAUGAUGCUUUCUUUGAAUGAUCAGCCUUCAACAACCUUGAUUCUUGACAAAGCAAUCAAUGGCUUACCAGAUUGGUUUAUCAACGUGGUGACAGAGAAGACAGAAAAGCUAGAGUACAGAGACUCUAAGGGAGUAAUCAACAUUCUCGAGGAACAUGAGCGUGGGAGAUUACAUGGGCUCAAGCUUCUCAAUGUAAUUCGGUGCCAUGCGACCUUGGAAGAGUUGAUAAAUGCAACAACUUGGGAUCCAAGUAAACCUGUGUUUGAGAGCUUGGAAGAGUUGCAUCUCCUUCACUUGCAAUGCCUGAAGGAGUUGUGUGUUGGUGAAUUACCUCUUGGGUCUUUAUGCAAUCUUAAGUUAUUGAAAGUGCAAACUUGUCGCAGCUUGGUGAAUGCACUUUUACGACCAAACUUACUGCAGAGACUAACAAAUCUAGAAACAAUAUUUUGUGUAAAUAUGGUACACAUAAAAUAUGUGUUUGGAUCUGAAGGGCUGGAGCUUGGAACAAUUCUCUUGACAAAACUAAGAGAGAUGAGAUUGUGCGCUCUGUUUGAACUUAUAAGCAUCUGGAAUGGUCCGGUUCCACCUGCAGUUUUUGGGAAUCUUAAAGUUUUGGCAGUUUGCCAGUGUACAAAGCUGGAAAGUUUAUUCCCAUUUGAUGUGGCUCGAUCUCUUGUGCAAUUGGAAGACCUCUCUGUAGAGCUCUGCCCUAACUUGAGUAGAGUUAUUGAACCAAGCCGAAAAGCAGGAGCCAGCUUGGAAAUAUUUAUGGUUUUUCUAGGAUUGAAGAAAUUAUUCUUGAGAAUACUUCCAUCGCUGACAUGUUUCUGCACUGAAAAUGUUACUUUUUCUUCUGAGUGCCCAUCAUUGGAAUACUUGUAUGUGGAUGGGUGCCCCCAGUUUUUUAACCCUGCUUCUGCUUCUGUUAAAUUCAAUGAUCAACAACAUUUGAAUUCUUUAGCUAAAAGAUGGGAGGAUAUGCAUAUGCUUUAAGAGAGGCUGAUGCAAGGGAAACGCAAAAGAAAGAGAUGCUCUGCGGUAGAAGUUUAGCUGUGAUAUGGGCUCAAGCUUCAAGUGCAUCACUAAUGGGUGUGGCCGUGUGAGAUUUCUGGUGACAGUAAGUUUCAAGCCAACUGCAUUACUCAAUCGUUUCCAUUUUUGAUAUAAGUUUACUGUUCAGAAAUCAGAAUCUUCAGUUUCUCGUUAUUCACAAGUUAGAACUGGUUGCUGCUUGUAAGUAUAUAAGAACAAACAGAAAUUCGAAGCAAUGGAGGUCAGAAAGAGUUUGGAGAAACAAGACGGGCAUUCAUGCAGUGGAUGAAGUCACUAAGAAUUUAUGGUACUGGAGGAUGAUAAUAUCAAAGUGCUUGGGGUGCGCGGAAGAUGACCAGUUGGCAGGACAGCCAUAGUGAAAAUGUCAGUGUAUAGGUAUAUAGUUAUGUUAUUAUGGUUGUUGUAUUCUAGAACCCUGAUUUGCAAAAAAGGAAAACGAAAUCCAAAGCACAUUGGCAGGUCUGGCUGGGAUUGUAAUGUCCGGGAGACGGAAGAUUGAAGAGAGGCUCAUGACCGAAACUGGGAUCCUUACAAUCUUGGAAGACAUUUGGGAGUCUUAGUCUAGCAUUGAAUUCCCUGGUAAGGGUGAACUUAAUGAUGAAAUCCAAAGUCCUAGUUACCAAGGAUAACGAGUGUGAGGAGUGUCUUCCCUGGUAAAAGUACUGAUCCUUUUCAAUAGUCUGCCAGCGGAAGAUUCUCGGAAUUUAUUCCUAUACAAGUAUUGAUGUUUUUUAUUUUGUAGAGAAUGUACUGAUUGUUUUCAAUAGUCUUGGA
This is a messenger RNA of Argentina anserina (silverweed cinquefoil), 4934 nucleotides long. RefSeq names its product probable disease resistance protein At4g27220. Gene Ontology annotation, biological process: signal transduction. Lineage: Eukaryota; Viridiplantae; Streptophyta; Magnoliopsida; Rosales; Rosaceae. The coding region runs from base 75 to 4100 and encodes 1341 amino acids. Gene Ontology annotation, molecular function: protein binding; ADP binding. The transcript is spliced from 6 exons. The record is from RefSeq and is a predicted model, not a curated record.